Messenger RNA from Parnassius mnemosyne (clouded apollo), 1430 nucleotides. The record is from the annotation of a GenBank genome assembly. Lineage: Eukaryota; Metazoa; Arthropoda; Insecta; Lepidoptera; Papilionidae.
AGUCUAGUUUGUUUAUCAAGCAAGAUGCACGCGCUGACUAUUUUAUGUAUAACAGAAGUCAUGCUGAUUGGUGUGAAAGUGUUUGCUCAAAACGAAACAUUAAAUGCCACAGAUCCAUCGACAACGCUAAAAAAUGAUUCUUCCACGGUGACCCCGUGCAUCACGAGCAGAGGCGAAGCCGGCACCUGUAUAAGGAGAGAGCGAUGUGACUAUGGUACACCGUCCAUAGAUUUCACGCUCUACGUACCUCAUGGCUAUAUGAAGUACUGUGCAGCCGAUAGCGUGUGUUGUCCUCCUGAUUACAUCAUUCAAGAGCCUGAUCACGACUACAAAACGCAAACGGAGGCCGACUUCGAGUUUGACGACGAUGAUUGAUUUUUAUUUUAUGAAUAUUAUUUAUAAACAAUUAAAAUUAUUUAUGAUGUUUCUAACAUUAACUUUUCUACCUAUUUUUUUGCAUAUUUCUGAGAUGAGGGCCACCCAUAGAAUGCCUCAUAAUUAUGGAUCUAUCAUAUUAUUUAACUUUUAAAAAGUGUAUACAUAAUAAUAUGUAAUAAUAAUACUAUCCUUAAAUUUAAAAUGCAUCUACAGAUGUCAUCUUGUUUGGGAAUUAUAAUUUUAAAGACCAGUAAACUGGCUCUAACCUCGGGGUUGGUACAAUACUACACAGGGUAGUAUUGUACCAAGAUUCAGUUAUUAUUUCUUAUUUGUUCUGCCAAUUUUUGGCGAUCCUCGAGGUUUAUACUACCUUAAAAAAACUAUAAGUUAAGUUUAUUCAUAGCACUUAUUUCUUUCCCCAAAUCAGAAUUUCCUGAUGAAAUAAUGAAUAGUAUAGUUGCACUCUUAGGCUGCAUAAUUUUGGGAUCUGCCUCCAAUGGGCACCACAGAGGAUGGUAUAAAAAGUUCCAAACCCUGAAGUACUAUAUCAGCGACAGAAUCAGCAACAACGCUCUGAUCUUCCGGUAGAAGCAAACGCGCCCCCCAAAGGUAGGAUGCAAAAAAGACUGCUUCCUAUCCCAAUUGGCCGACCUAUAGUGCCAAAUACGGCAGCAGACUGCAGAAUGCAACCGCGACGUUAGUGUGAGUAACACCACACUCCGGACAAGACAAUAGUCCGAGGAGCCAAGAGGGGCGUCGACGGAAACUUGAUACCCAUCCGGAUGAGAGGUCGGCAAAAAUUCUAACAGGGAAGGUGCGUGAUUCUCCACAUAUGGAAUCCGCCUAGGCAAUAGGCGAAAUAACCAGCCGUGUAAGACCUGUUGGGUAUGUUGGAAUAUAUUUUGCUCGGUGGUCAUGUGGGGAUUCACUUAUGUUGACAUUUUGUGGACUUCUUUUUACCAACUUCCAUGCAACUUUCUGGUGUUUUUUCAUCUGUAAUUUUGUUACAAUGUUAUAUUCAUAAUAAUCCCAUUGUAAUAAAAAAUUAUUCC